Molecule: messenger RNA, 1250 nt
Organism: Anarrhichthys ocellatus (wolf-eel)
Lineage: Eukaryota; Metazoa; Chordata; Actinopteri; Perciformes; Anarhichadidae
Gene: esd
Product: esterase D/formylglutathione hydrolase
Exons: 9
Coding region: 97-945 (282 amino acids)
Biological process (GO): formaldehyde catabolic process
Cellular component (GO): cytosol
Molecular function (GO): S-formylglutathione hydrolase activity
Source: RefSeq, a predicted model, not a curated record
CCUGACGUUGUUGAACUCUGUUACCUUCCCAGACGACACUUCUGCACCGUUUGAGCUCACGUUUCAGCCAAAUACUGUGGUAUAACAAGAUCAGAGAUGGCCGUCACACAAGUGUCCUCCAACAAGUGCUCUGGUGGCUUCCAGAAGGUGUUCGAACAUGACAGCACUGAGCUCAAGUGUAAGAUGAAGUUCGCAGUCUAUCUGCCUCCCAAGGCUGAGACCGACAAAUGUCCCGUCAUGUACUGGCUCUCUGGUCUGACGUGUACGGAGCAGAACUUCAUCACCAAAGCCGGCAGUCAGGUCCCUGCUGCAGAGCACGGCAUCAUCAUCGUCACACCGGACACCAGUCCACGUGGCUGUAACAUCGAGGGAGAGGACGAGAACUGGGAUUUUGGCACCGGAGCUGGUUUCUACGUCAACGCCACGCAGGACCCCUGGAAGACCAACUACCGCAUGUACGCCUACAUCACCGAGGAGCUCCCCAAAUUAAUCAACGCUAACUUCCCCACCGACCCGGACAAGAUGUCCAUCAGCGGUCACUCCAUGGGCGGCCACGGGGCGCUCAUCUGUGCCCUGAAGAACCCUGGGAAAUACAAGGCUGUGUCUGCGUUCGCUCCCAUCUGUAACCCGGUGCAGUGUCCCUGGGGACAGAAGGCCUUCUCGGGGUACUUGGGCUCCGACAGGUCCACGUGGGAGGCGUACGAUGCGACCGCGCUGGCGUCGUCGUACUCCGGUCCUCAGCUCGAUAUCCUCAUCGAUCAGGGCCGGGACGACCAGUUCCUGUCGGCCAGCCAGCUGCUGCCCGACAACCUGAUCGCCGUCUGCUCCGAGAAGAAAAUCCCCGUCGUCUUCAGACUGCAGCCGGGCUACGACCACAGCUUCUUCUUCAUCUACUCCUUCAUGAACGAUCACAUCAAGCACCACGCCAAGUUCCUCAACGCCUGAUCAGCACCGGAGAGGAGCGUUCAGGUCGGCUUCCUAGUCCAGGUCCCUUUGACCCGGCUGCUCCGCUAUCCUGACAUCGUCACCUGUUCGCUGGAAACCAAAUUCUAAAAUGGAGAUGAGUCAGAUGCCUCUGUAGUUUCUGUUUAAACAACACUUACCUAACGUCUCAAAUAAGAACAAAAACUAUUUUAUUUGUUUUGGAUAAUUGACCCAGUGGAAAUUAAAAAAAAGUUUCCUUUUCUCAGUUUGUCUUUUGUCAUCGAACAGUCACAUCUGUAUUUUUAACAAUAAAAUCCCGAAUUAUA